This is a messenger RNA of Acanthaster planci (crown-of-thorns starfish), 5601 nucleotides long. RefSeq names its product E3 ubiquitin-protein ligase MARCHF8-like. Gene Ontology annotation, molecular function: zinc ion binding. Lineage: Eukaryota; Metazoa; Echinodermata; Asteroidea; Valvatida; Acanthasteridae. The record is from RefSeq and is a predicted model, not a curated record.
AAUGCAUUGGGUGUGAGUACACGCCGUACACUUAAAAAAGUGUCGCAAACAGUUAAGAGAACUAAUCGAGAACAUUAACAAUACUGUGAAAAGUAGUGACAGACUGAUGACCGAUAUGGUAAUUUAUCAAGUUCUCUGAAGCUACGGUAACGUUAGAAUUCCUUGGACAAUUUAAUCGUCUUCUGGGCGUCUUGCAUAUCUUUACGGUUUCUACAAUCGGAAUGCAGAGGAUUGAUGGAUUUUUUCCUUAGAUCAGACCUCUGGAUUAAAACUUCCUCUUGACGUCAGGAAAAUGCACAUCUAGAUUUCCUUGGGUAACUUCUCCAAAAAGCCGUACACACUGUGCAUGUGUAUGUGUGCGGGGGCGUCGUCUAAUUAUUCAGGAUGCCUUUAAAAGAGAUCGCCGUUACUCCAAUCGUACCUGAGAAAGAAGACAAUGAAAUGGAAGAGUUGGGCAUAUGUAACCAUGGAAGUGAGACAGAAAAUGUUAAGGUUAAACGUGAGAAGCAAGAAUCCCUUGCUAAGACAAACUCUGCCUUUGCUGCUGAUACAAAAGACACUGCCACAUUAGAGCAAGAGUCUGACAAGGAUGAUUUACAACAGACCAGAUCCUCACCAGUCAACCAAACAGUUUCCUUGUUCACAGCAUCCUCAGAGAAGAAGGACAUGGAUAGCAGUGACCAGGGCGAGGACAAAAUCAAAACGGAAACAAAAGUUGGCGUGUUGACACGCAACAGCUCAACACAGUCCUCAGUGUCAGUGACAUCAUCCCGCAGUGACAUCUGUCGGAUAUGUCACUGUGAAGGCGAUGAGGAAUCACCAUUGAUCACUCCUUGCCUCUGUUUAGGAAGUCUACAGCAUGUCCACCAAGCAUGCAUACAACAGUGGAUCAAAAGCUCCAACACCAAGGCGUGUGAGCUGUGCCGAUUUCCAUUUAUAAUGCAGACAAAACUUAAACCUGUUGGAAAGUGGGAGAAGUUAGACAUGACUACUAGUGAGCGACGUAAGAUCAUCUGUUCGGUAUCAUUCCAUAUCAUUGCAAUCACGUGCGUCAUCUGGGCUCUAUACGUCCUUAUUGAUCGUACCAGUACAGAGCUUCAUACUGGCGGUCCAAACAGUGGCAUCAAAGAAUGGCCGUUUUGGACCAAGAUUGUUGUCGUGGCGAUCGGUUUCACAGGGGGACUGGUGUUCAUGUAUGUCCAGUGUAAAGUCUACUUGCAGCUCUGGCGACGGCUGAAAGCGUACAACCGCGUCAUCUACGUACAGAAUUGUCCCCCAGAGGAGAGACUCAAAGCUAAGCAGGCUAAGACCCUUCCAGAACCACCACCCUCUCACAUUGAAAUCAUCAACUGAGAAAUAUUGGAUAUCUACAUGUACAUGUACAUGUAUCUGGUCUUACUUCAAGUAGAAGAUUAUACAAGAAGCAUGUGUAUAUAUACAAAAUGUAAUCACAUACAUGUACACCAAGAAUGCCAUGUGUUGUAACUUUAAGGUAGACAUGAAGUUGCAGUGGUUCUGAAGCAUACCUGUAGCAGGUUGGGUUUUUUAUGAGCAGUACAUGUUGGCAGCAGCUUGUGUCCAAAAAAAGAAGAAAGCAUGUUAUCUCUGUGCACAUGGAACAUUAAAUUUACAUCUCGCCAAAAUUGUUCUCUCAUCAAACCUGGAGUACUGAUAUGUUAAUCACAAAAUUUGAAGGUCUCCAUUUUUGGCCAUUAGGGAGUGAGUUUAAGUGACGAAAUGCUUUGUUAGUGUUGCUGGCUGCAGAAGAUGUUUCUUUGUUCCAGACUAAUACAGAUACACACCGUACUUGACCAUUUUUUUCAAAUAAGUAAAAGCAAAUUGCAGGAUUCAAAUUUAGUCAAUAAGUACCAAUAUCAGUCUGCCAUGUGGUUGACACUCGAUGCACAUGUGUGCGUGUUUAUUUGUACCAGUACAAUGUAUAUUGAUUCCAAGUUCUAAGUUGGGCAAUUAUCAAACUGCACAGUGAAGUUAUUUGUAGUAUAUUUUUUGUCAUGUGAAGAAGAAACCUACAUGUAUCAUAUCCAUAAAAAUCGUGAAAAAGCACCAUUCCUCUUGUUUUUCAAUUUUUAAUCUGCAAAUCUUGUCCAUUUUUCAAAUAUGCCAAAAAUACUAGCAUUAUGAAUUUAUGCUAGAACAUUUUGAAAGCAAAACAAAAUCAUACAUCAGAGUUUAGAGAAAUAGAAAGAUAUAUUUAUUACCUUCACGUACCAGAAAGUAAAGAGGGUAUACAUGUUGCUUCAACAAUUUCUCGACCCACCACCUCUCUUACUAAACAAUCAGUGAACAUUGUCACAUUUGAAGUAAUCGCUACAAAAUUUAUUUCUGACCAUUUACAGGUGCAAUAUUUGUCAGUUGCAGUGAUUUUUAUUUAGUAUCUUACAUGUACAUGUAUAUCAAUUAAGCUAUACUUGGCUGAAUUAUGUAACAACAUCCUAUCAUCCGACCCACAGAAUCUCUGCAUUAUUGUCAGUUUCGUAAACAUUACAUGCAGUGCCUUACUGAGUACUUAAACCUUGCAUAAAAAUAGAAAAAAGGAACAGAGUAUGCUAUUAAGUAAUAAGUUGAACAUUUAAUGUUGAUUCCUAAGAAAAGAGUUUGAAUUUCAAAAAUAUAAUGUACAGUAUUUAAUGUAUUUACUUGUAAAUGUGUCUUCAUUUUCUGCACUUGAUAUACAUGUAUAUAUUACAUUGCAUAGUUUUCAAGCUGCCAUGACACUGCUGGAGUUGUAUGGGAAUAGUGUAAUGUGUGCCAGCAAAAGUUCUGUUUACUUUGGUACAUGUACUCGUUUAUUGUACCAUUCCGUAGGGUCAAGAUGUUAUGGUAUGUUUCUGUUGUACAGUUGUCAUCUUGUAACUCCAUGCUCAAGUAGGGAUGUAAACUGUGUACUGUUGUCUCUGUGUUUUCAUCUAUUUACACAGGGAAAUGUUAAUGACAAUCAAAGUAUUUUAUGACCACAGAAAGCGCACCUAUUUCAAAACUUUAUUUCACCCUUUCUGUUCGGAGGAAUUUACGUUAAAUCUUCUCAUAGCCACAAGAAAUAAACCAACUCUUACUUUUAGUGUAUGAUAUAGUGCAAUCAUGUUAACUGUUGGCAAAGUGAUCAUGUGAAUGAAAAAUAAAGUGAUUUAAUAUAUUUGAAAUGAAGCAAAACAAGAAAUAAAGAACUGCCAAGGUUAAACUGUGGAAUGGAAAAUGUUUGUUGUGUUUGUGAAUUUACGCUGAGGGAUAGUUAGUCUCAUAUCUACACAUACAUUUGUCGGCAGUAAUAUGUAGUGUUGUUUUUUCUUAUUUAUGAUUUCACCCAUUGCAACCUUUCCCCCCCUGCAGUUCAUUGAAUAAAAUGAGUACUGCAAGAUGUAUCUCUGGCAAGCUGAAUCUACAUGUUGCGUAUAAAAUGUGACACAUACCAUGUGUCUGAUCAGUGUGAUCAAGCAAGCGCUGAACUUUUCCUCCCCCCCUUCCCAUCCAGCCUUAAAUGGGGACCAAUUUCACUCUGCAAAUCUGGCCAUUGAACAGCACUGAAAUUGGGCCCAGGAAACACCGCUUUGGGGAAAUGUUGUGCACCCCCCAACAUUUCUUUCCAUCAAAUCUCACCAUACCAUACUGGUUGAUGAAAUUACCACACUGACUCGUGUGUAUGUAAGAUAACAAUACCAUAUGCACCUUUAAUACUGUUGCAUCAUCGCACCUGUUUACAAUAAAAAAGCCUUUGUAAAUUUUAAGUAAAAAUAAAUCUUGGGACUUCAGGAUAAAAUAUUUUAGCAUUUAAUAGUGUACUAAACUUUUAGUGAUGCACUAAGGCAAGACACAUUGUCCCUUCAGUCAAAUGAAAAAGGUUUUUACUGGCACAAAAACAAUUUCACGAAGGUUCUUAUCCAAAACUGAUAUCAGAAGCACAAAGGCUUCCAUUUAAAUGCAAAUAAGGCAAACUAGAUGUACAUAUUCAACUUUUUAACUGAAGUACAUGUAGAUACAGAUCAGUGUGUUUUAAUACAUACAUGUGGUUUCUUUUGUUUGUUCUUCAACUAAUAAAGCUCUACAUAUUACAUCUGUAACCCUACCAGCAUUAUUCCAAGGUCCUUAAGACUACACGCCAAGUGAAAUUAAUACUUUUAGAAAAUUUCCUACAUACCCUGGUGUUUGAGUUUCAGUUCUUCAAAAUAGUGGGAAACUUACCAAUCAAGUUAGCAAGAACAAUGUACAAAUAUUUAAAAUUAUGGACAAAGAAUGUACUUUUCCUUAUUUGCCUCUAAAUAUACACCUCCCCUUGCUGGUUCCAGAAAAAUGAUUCAAACUAAAACUCAGCAUAACAAAAAAAAUUCUGUCAGCUAAUUGCAAGAUAAUCAAUCAUUGAGGGUGGCCAAAUAUAAGAAUGAUGGAAACUGCAGUUGUACAUGUAUAAUCAAUUUAAAAGGAGACAAUGUAUAAUGAAUAUGGUUAAACUGGCCUUCUACCACAACAAGAGGGCGCUACACACAAUCAUGCUGGCCUUCAACAACAAUGCUAAGGCUGCAUCCGCAUAUCUUGUCUAGAGCUAGGUCUAGGUCUUCGCUCCAUUGGAAUUGCGUGGAGACACGCAGACAAUAGACCUAGCCGUAGCUCUGGAAGCCCAUUUCGGACACAGCCUAAGUAAGUGUAAACCUGAUUUCCUUUUCUCUGACUUGGUUAAAACUGUUUUCCCUUUAGUUUCCAGGAAGCACAUUGCAACGUCAGUAGACAAUUUUUGGAAUCUAAAUUAUUCCAAUUGGCAGGUGCCAUUUUUCCUUUCUUCACACACUUGAUUUAAAAAUUGUACAGUGUAAAGUUAAAAAGCUUUAAAAUUCUUUUAAAUUCACAGAAAUCAGUUUAAAUUGCUUUGGUUUACCCUGUUCUAAAAUAAAAUUCUACAACUUACACUGCUUCAACCUUAUCGUAAAUACGCAGGAUUAAUUAAUACUCAAAUUCAUUCAACAUGCAGUCUGUCAUUUUACAUAGUCAAUCUUCUAGGCUGGACUCAACUUAUGAUUUAACUUAUUCAACACCAUCCACUAACACAUAUUUGACGUUAGCCCUAUACAACUAGGUUUCAACAAGUCUUAAUUUGCUCAUCCCUCACCACCCUUACAAGGCAUCGGGAAGGGUAAAUGCAUGCUGUAAGUUUUGUAGCGCACUCAUUAGGAAAAACUUCCAUGUACACAUGACACGUGUACACUGAGUGUACAAAUACCCUAAAAUGCUUUGCACAUCAACAGCUGUGAUCAAUGUAUUUUUUUUCACAUGCUGGAAUUAAUUUGCCCUACCCAGUCACCUGUGAGGGCUGCUGCAGGUGAUAAGCAGUCUUGAUUAAAAUUGGCUGUGACCAUAGCUGACAUCUGACCUUAGCUGACAGCAACACAUGUGUCUAUUGGAAAUGGAGUUCGCUGUCAGCUAAGUUACCACAAACAAAUGGAUUAUUGCUGACUGUAGCAAAGGAAAUCAGAAAAGGUCUUACUUUAAAUAUGUUGUUAACCAAUUGCUGCCAAGGACCCGUUUUCGAGCACGUAGGCUUUAUACAUGGAGCCAGGAAACCCGAAAUGGGACAAAGGGAAUUGGGCGUUGUAA